AGUCUGUUUGUUGACAUCGGACGAAAACGAAAAUCAGAUGAGUGAAGACUAAUGAUAAUAACUCAAUUUCUCGCCGUCAUCAAGACAUAUAGCCUUGGCGAAAGCUAAGCCUCCGAAGGUCAUUGAUCUGAGCAGGAGAAGAAGAGGCUAACAUGGCAGCCAAAGCAGGAGACAACCCUGACAGCCUCAUGACUCUGGCAACCAUCUUCUGCCUGAGGAACCUUAGGAAGACCAUGUGCUACCAGGGAUUCAGGAGCAAGCUUAGUCUGCACUCGGACAUCUUCCUUCCCAGCGAAAUCUGCGACAAGCUGGUCAACACAUAUAUGGAGUUGGUCCACACAGACAGUACCUUUGAACCAGAGGAGAGCUUCUUCCAACUAUUUUCAGACCCUCGAAGCACCAGACUGACCAGGGUACAGCUGAGAGAAGACUUUGUACGUGACAGAGAUCUGGAGGCCAUUAAAAAACAGGACCUGAUUGAGCUCCACCUCACCUACUGCAAUAGUCUAUCGUCCCGCAGCUUGAAAACACUGACCUGCUUCCGUGAGACCAUGGUGUCUCUUUGUCUCUUCGGCUGCAGCCACAUCUUCUACAGGAAGGGCGGCGCCCCGCUCGCCUGCAAUGAAGACACUGAGGACGAGGACGAGGAGAGCCCUGCUUCUAGGCAAGCACUAGAGACGGACUUUAACUUCGAGGGCUUCAACCGCCUCAGGUUGCUCAACUUAGGUGGCCUGCCUGAUGAGGUGGAUGCUGAGAACCUGCUCAAACCCCUGAAGUCUCUCACCUCACUAGAUCUGUCUAAUGUACAAUUGCUGGGGACAGCUUUUCUCAGCCAGUGGAAAGAUAGACUGGCCUCUCUUGUUCUCUACAAUGUGGACCUGUCAGAGGAGUUGGUCAGUACAGUGGUGGAGAUCACUAAUCUCAGGCAUCUUGACGUCUCGCGGGAGAGCAGGCGGACCUCUAAGUUUAAGAUGACCAGGAAAAUCCUGACCGCCAUUGUACAGCGUCUGGUCAACCUGGUGUCACUGGACGUCUCAGGUCAUAUUAUGCUAGACAACUGCACAGUUCCGCACUUUGAAGAAGCUAUGGGUCGGCCAAGCAUCGAGCCUUGCAAGAGCAGCAUUUAUCCUUUCCAGGACCUCAAGAGGCCGCUGCAGUUUCUGGGCUUGUACGACACCACCCUCUGUAAUGUGACACACAUCCCUGCUUAUAAGGUGACUGGAUCAAAGAAUGAAGACCAGGUCCUAAAUGCCAUUGAGGGUUACACAGAGUUUCGCCCUGAGCUGGCACACAGAGCCAUCAAUCAGCUGUUUGACAUCGCCAGGAUACAGCACUGCAGCCAACUGCUCCGAGCUUUGCAACUUGUCAUAGCAGCAUUAAAGUGCCAUAAAUACGAUAAGAGCAUCCAGGUGACGGGCAGCGCUGCUCUGUUCUACCUCACCAACACAGAGUACCGCAGUGACCAGAGUGUGCGGUUGCGCAGAGAGGUCAUUCAGGUGGUCUUAAAUGGAAUGGAGCAGUACCAGGAGGUCACCGUCCAGAGGAACUGCUGCUUGACUCUGUGUAACUUCAGUAUUCCAGAGGAGCUGGAGUUCCAGUACAGUCGGGUCAACCAGCUGCUACUGAAAAUCCUGGAGCCAGCCAGGCAGGAUGAGUCCAUCCAGAGAAUUGCUGUGCACCUCUGCAAUGCUUUGGUCUGUCAGGUGGACAACCAUCACAAGGAGGCUGUGGGAAAAAUGGGAUUUGUCAAGGUAACAUCAAGAUGAGCUUCACACUUGUAACUUUCCCAUAUUCCUUACUUUUGAAAAAACAUGACAUGUUCUACUUAAUUUAAUUCGACUUUUUAAUUCCCAGUGGGGAAAUUCAUUCUCUGUAUUUGAGCCAUUCUACUGUAACUAUUUAGGAGCAGUGGGCAGCCACAGUCAAAUAUUUCUUCUUUGGGUCCUUUAUACCAGAGGUCCUCAACCUUUUUUGCACCACGGACCGGUUUCAUGUAAGACAAUAUUUUCACGGACCGGCAUUCAAGGUGUGGC
Anarrhichthys ocellatus (wolf-eel) is the source of this 2033-nucleotide messenger RNA. RefSeq names its product zyg-11 related, cell cycle regulator (gene zer1). The transcript has 9 exons. The record is from RefSeq and is a predicted model, not a curated record. NCBI's taxonomy places the organism in Eukaryota, Metazoa, Chordata, Actinopteri, Perciformes, Anarhichadidae. The coding region runs from base 153 to 1766 and encodes 537 amino acids. Gene Ontology annotation, cellular component: Cul2-RING ubiquitin ligase complex.